AUGAACCCAAGGAUGGAUGAAUUUCCGGUAUCCCACAGCGACAGCGCGACGUUCGGUGGACAACCACCUGUUAUAGAGACAGGCGACGACGAGAUGAAAAUUUUUGCCACUAAUGAAAACCGCUCAAAGUUAACGAACCGUUCAAAGACUCAGAAGCCAAAGUACGUCCAUAAAGGACCACAAGCCGCAAACCGCAUCAUUAAUUCCAGGCAAUCUAAGGUGAAGUACGGGUGA
Messenger RNA from Opisthorchis viverrini, 234 nucleotides. RefSeq lists its product as hypothetical. The record is from RefSeq and is a predicted model, not a curated record. NCBI's taxonomy places the organism in Eukaryota, Metazoa, Platyhelminthes, Trematoda, Opisthorchiida, Opisthorchiidae. The transcript has a single exon. The coding region runs from base 1 to 234 and encodes 77 amino acids.